GCCCAUGGUGCACUAGGACAAUACCAUCUAGAAUUAGGGAUUUGCUAAACCCUAAACCCUUGUUACCAUCUUCACGUAGCUAUGGCGAAGAACAGAAACAAGAAGACCAGAAAUGGUAUAGCUGCUAUGGAUGUAUCCUCUGACCAAACUGUUACAAGUCCCCAGGCAAUGGAUACUUCAGAAUCAGCAGCUCCAAAACCACAUAUAGGUGGAUCACAUAGAAAGAUGAAGGGAGUCCAAAUGAAAAGGACGAAGAAUGUCAGGAAAAUGAAGGCCAUUGCAAAGGCUAUUUCAAAAAAUGAGAAAUUGGAGGAAAGAAUCACGAGGACAGAAACCAAGAUAGAGAGAACUAAAGAUGCCAAAAAGUUAUAUGAGUGAAUGGAUGAUUCUUUAUUCUUAUUAAUUAUGAAUGCGUGAUGAUUUAAUUUUGUUCAUGUUCUCUCCAAGGGUGUGUUAAUAGUAAAAGUCAUCACUUCUUCAUUUCUA
Messenger RNA from Lycium barbarum (goji berry), 486 nucleotides. RefSeq lists its product as uncharacterized. The transcript is spliced from 3 exons. The coding region runs from base 82 to 378 and encodes 98 amino acids. The record is from RefSeq and is a predicted model, not a curated record. Lineage: Eukaryota; Viridiplantae; Streptophyta; Magnoliopsida; Solanales; Solanaceae.